CCAAGAAUUUGGCAAGGGCACCGAAUAGCUGGUUUAACAGAGAGCUUUGAUAGCCAAAAAGAAUAUAUAGUGCUUGAAAAACUCUGGAAAUAUAAUCAAGCAAUGCUCACCUUAGUAAAGAGAGCAAAGAAGCAAUUAGUAAUUAAACCAACACAAGGUAGCUGGAGAACCAGAGAUAUAGGUAGAACAAUAUGUAGUAUAAUAGGAAAAAAAGCUUUUAUACAGUGUGCAAAGAUGCUAAAAUCAUUAGAUCUAAUAUUUAUCGAACAGCUCUUGGAUAUGCAAGAGAAGCAGAUAAUCACGUGGCAUUAUCUUAAACGAGUCAAAGAAAAAUCUAGUAAAGGAAAAGUUCCAAUCUGGUUUAAGUCAAUUGAGAAUCAGAUGAUUACUAACUUUGAUACAAGAGAGAUAAAGCAAGAUCUGCAAACAAGUAGUACAAACAAGUUAGCAUUAAUAUCCCAAAGAGUAAAGGUCUCAGAAGACAAAUGUAAACUCGAUUGGAUACUAGUUAACAACAAAGAGAACGAGCCAGGCAUUCGAAGAGUAAUUAGCAAGAGCAAAGAAGGAUUUCAUACAGAGAAGUGGUUAAUUAGUAAAGAAGAGAAAGUAUUGCAAGGAUUUAGAAAGCAAAAUAGUAGUUGGGUUCUUGAUAUGACACAAAGCUCACUUAAAGAAAUUAGGAAAAACAAUAUUGAUCUAGAGAGAACUAGUAAGAGGGAAAUAGAUAAAGGCUUAUAUAGUUUAGAACACGCAAGCCUGACAGAUACAGUUUAUAUAAAUAGGUUAGAGAGAGACUAUAUUAAAAAACAAAGGUUUAGUGAAUAUUGUGAUGGGUUAUUAUUAAAUCAACUAGAUAGAAAUAUAGAAACAGACCAAAAAAACAGCCUUAUUGAAAUCCCAACAAGAAAUUUCAUCAAAGAACUCGAAGAUACAAGAAGUGCAGCAGAAUGGAGAAUGUUAAGUACUCGAACUAAGAGACAACAUAUAGAACAGACCCAUUGGUAUAAAAUUGAACAAGCAGCAAUUGAAACAGUACAAGCCCUUAUAAGCGAAUCUGAGAGAAGAGGGAAACUACGAACAAGUGAACUCCAGAAAUAUUUAUUUGGUGAAAUGUACAAAGAGCAAAAAGAACGAAGAGAAGGCUACACUCAGGGUCUAUUUAAAAACACAGUUAUAGAAGAGCUUAUCAACCAAAGCUUAACAAAAAGAGAAGCAGAUCUAGCUUUAAAUGCACAAAAAUUAGAAAAAAGGACCAAAGGACAGGAUAAAAAGAAGAUUAACAGGAAAAAAAGAAAAGAAAAGGCAGAACCGCAGAAAAAUUCCUAUCAGAAGAGUAAAAAACUGCCUAACUCUAAAGAAGCCACAUUACAGAAAGUUAAAGAUAGAAAAAAAACUACAAAUAGAAGAAUAGAUGCUUUGAUAUGUCUUGAUAAACUUCUUAAAGGAAUUGAUGAUUCUUUAGUUGAAGAAGUUUGGGAAUGGAGUUGUUUGUCGUUAUUGGUUUGUGUUUUCUUGCAAUCUGAAAAG
Dentiscutata erythropus is the source of this 1527-nucleotide messenger RNA. Lineage: Eukaryota; Fungi; Glomeromycota; Glomeromycetes; Diversisporales; Gigasporaceae. The record is from the annotation of a GenBank genome assembly.